AUGUUUUCCAAGGUCUUUGCUGCCAUCUCCGUCUUCUCUGCUGUCGCUGCGGUUCACGCUCAUGCCCACGGGACCGUCAAGAAGGUCGCGCGCCAGAUCAAUCUUAGCUCGAUCACCAUCCCAUCUGCGUGCGAAGGCGACUGCUCGGUGUACGGCACGACUGUAAGCGCAUGCGCCGAAGACGACGUCGCCUGCCUAUGUGCACAGGGGCUCAUAAACGCAUCCGGCACAUGCAGCCAGUGCCUAGUCGACAGCGGCGCCGUCGACCUCGGCAGUGCGCAGGCCGCCCUCAAUCGUUGGAGCGCGCAGUGCACUGGGGACCUCGCGCUCGCACAGCCGUCGGUCAACGCCCCCGGCCCGUCCACUAGCGUCUCCGCUUCCGCGUCGGUUACUGGUUCCGCUUCCGCGUCGACCACUGAUUCCGCCGCCGCAUCGGGCACCGACUCCGCUGUCGUCUCCGGCACCGACGUUCCGUCGACCACCGAUUCCGUCAUCGCGUCGACCACCACAGACGGCGUCUCCACUGUUCCAGACAGCACCGUCACGACGGACGCCUCCAGCAGCGUCGCCUCGGACCUGUCUAGCAUUUUUUCCGAUGCUAGCAGCGUUGCGGGUGCCAUCACCACCAGCGCGGCGUCCAUCGCGAGCAGUGCGCUGUCGGCGUUCAGCAGCGCGACGCUCUCUGCGUCGCGCUCCGCGUCCUCCGCACAGGCGAGCGCGACCGGACAGUUCAACGGUGCGGCACCGGCAGCGGGCGGCGCGAUGCUCGUCGCCGGUGCAGCGGCCGCGAUCGCCGCGAUCGCCAUGCUCUAG
Messenger RNA from Epithele typhae, 813 nucleotides. RefSeq lists its product as uncharacterized. The record is from RefSeq and is a predicted model, not a curated record. The coding region runs from base 1 to 813 and encodes 270 amino acids. The transcript is spliced from 5 exons. Lineage: Eukaryota; Fungi; Basidiomycota; Agaricomycetes; Polyporales; Epitheliaceae.